AUGAACAGGGUGAGGGCACUGUGUACCGUUGGGGUGAGCAUGACCUCUUCAGUUGUGACGGCCGCCCCUUAUGCUUUUAUUGCCAAAGCACAGGGGGAAAGGACGGCGGCCGCAGUGCAAGUGGCAGAAGAGGAAGAUGUGUCGGAAGUGGGAGAGGUGGCGGAGGCAGCAGGCCACGCACCCCCUCAUCCUUCUCCACCUCCUGUGGUGGUGGUAGUGGUGGUUCUCUUCUCAUGA
Prunus armeniaca (apricot) is the source of this 237-nucleotide messenger RNA. Lineage: Eukaryota; Viridiplantae; Streptophyta; Magnoliopsida; Rosales; Rosaceae. The record is from the annotation of a GenBank genome assembly.